Messenger RNA from Malurus melanocephalus (red-backed fairy wren), 2090 nucleotides. Its product is annotated as translation initiation factor IF-2-like. The transcript is spliced from 2 exons. NCBI's taxonomy places the organism in Eukaryota, Metazoa, Chordata, Aves, Passeriformes, Maluridae. The record is from RefSeq and is a predicted model, not a curated record. Bases 104 to 1273 code for a protein of 389 amino acids.
AUUCCCGCACCUCCCUCCCGCACCCGCGGCACGUGGGGAAGGCGGGACGCGCUUCCGGAGCGGCGGCGGCGGCGGAGCGUGUAAGAUCCUCUGACUCGUAGCAAUGGGGAGACCCAGGAAGGAGUCUGCUGGUACAUCAUCCCCCCGACCAGCCACAACCGCCUCCAAAUCUGCUCCCGCUGCGCCCCCGCCUUCCACCUCAGCCACCCGGGCCAAGGCCACAGCUGCAGGCACCCAGUCCCGAAGCACUCCGGCUACCAAGGCUACCACCCCCACUACCAAGGCUACCACCCCYACUACCAAGGCUACCACYCCCACGCAGGGCCGGGGGACAAAGGCAGACUCUGCUCAGCCAAGAUCUGCAGCAUCCCAUGGAGCCCGAGGAGACGCUGGGAACAAGAGCAGAGCACCCACCAGGAGUUCUACAACCCAGAAGGCGGCGUCUGAUGCCAAAGGAGCUGCUGGUCCUGCCAGAAGUGACCCACGACCACAGAAGAAGCAGCCUGGGGCUGACCUGAGCAAGGCCUGUGACCAAUUCCUGCCCCCUGURAAGAGCCAGGACAUCCCAAGGGUGGAGAAGGAGACCCGGGGCCAGCGGGAAAACCCCAAGUGGUAYGAGUGGCGGGAGAACCGCAUCACCGCCUCCGUGGCCCCCAAAAUUGCCAACAGCAAGUUUGUCAACAACAAGACAGAUGAGGUGCCCCAGUCCUACCUGAGAGAGGUGGUGGGCUCUGGCUCCAAGGUGCAGACCCCAGCCAUGUCCUGGGGGAUCCGCAAUGAGAAGGUGGCCGUGGAGGCCUACAAGAUKAAAUCACAGAAGGGGGGCAAGCCUGUGCAAGUGGAGGAUUGUGGCCUUUUCAUUCACCCAGAGAAGACGUGGCUUGCUGCCAGCCCGGAUGGGAUCGUCAAGGAGGCAGCCACAGGGAAGGAGCUGGGGCUGCUGGAGGUGAAGUGUCCCUACAAGCACAGRAACAGGACCGUGCGCGAGGCCUGCAAGGACAAGGAUUUCUGCCUGGAGCUGGACGGGGAUUCGUAUGCCCUGAAGAAGAAUCAUCCCUAUUUUACCCAGGUCCAAUGCCAGCUGGGAACCACAGGGUUCCAGCGGGCUGACUUCGUGGUGCACACCAACAAGGAGACGGCUGUGGUGCCYGUGGAGUUUGAUGGGGAGUUCUGGGGGAAGACGGUGCCCAAGCUGGAGAAGUUUUACACAGAGGCGGUGAUUCCCCACCUGGAGCAGAAGGCAAUCAGCUCUGCCUGGGCCAAGGAGGAAUAACCACUGCCUGCCUACCUCGACUGGAUACUUCCUUGGCCGCAUAAUUCCAGCUUCGACCCCUAGCAUAGAAGUUACACCCAAGUUAUUUGCUGGACCGUUCAACUAGCAUAGAAAUUACACCCAAGUUAGUUGCUGGACCGUUAACUAGCAUAGAAAUUACACCCAAGUUAUUUGCUGAACCGUUCAACUAGCAUAGAAAUUGCACCCAAGUUAGCUGCUGUUCCUGAACCGUUCACAACCUUGGGACUGAAAAGUUAUACCAGCAGGACCCUGCUUGUAAGGGUCCCCACAAACAGUGCCUUUUUGCUGCCCCAGCCAGGUCAGCACUCAGCCCCCAGAGCCUUCUUGUCCUGUCACGCUCACUGUAUCUCCCACCUGUCCUAACAGCAUGCCUGAUGGAAGCUGGCAUACCUCAGGAUCUGCAAGUGAAGCCAAUGAUAUCUCUGUUCUGGAAUUAGAAGCUUAUUUUGUGGAGAAAACUGGAACCUUUGGCACCUUAACUGCUGUCAGGACUAACUUUUAACUGCACUCCAGAGUGGAGACAGAGACAAGGAAGGUUUGUCAGCCAACCAGUGAUGUGCCUUAAGCAUCAGAGCAAGGGCACAUGGACCUGAGCCAUCGGACCUGCUACUGUGGAAUAACCCAUCACAUUCCCUGUGAGAUGCCUGCAGGGUCUGAACGUGAUUCCCACUGAAGAGGUUGUCCCCCAGGCCAUGCACAGCCUGAGGACCUACCCAUGGAGCAUCCCUGUAACUGCAGUGGUGGUGGUCAUUGCCAGAUUAAAUAUAGAUGCACUGGUCUGCUUGUUUCCUGUUGU